Staurois parvus is the source of this 270-nucleotide messenger RNA. The record is from the annotation of a GenBank genome assembly. Lineage: Eukaryota; Metazoa; Chordata; Amphibia; Anura; Ranidae.
AAAAUCCCAAUAUGUGUAAAUUAAUUGGUAUACGUGAAAGUUAUAGCAUUUACAAAAUGGCAAUACAGAUACUGGAAAUUUUUUUUCAUACUAAUAAUGGCAGGGAUCAGCGACUUAUGGCGGGACUGCGGUGGCCAUUCUGACACUGGGGGGAACUGACUUGUUGUCACUGAGAUCCCCAGUGACACCAAUACAGUGAUUAGUGCUAAAAAAAAAAAGCACUGACACUGUACUAAUGGCACUGGGCAGGAAUGAGUUAGCAUAAAGGGC